AUGGAAAUGGUGCCUAGCGAGGAGAACCAGUUCGUACCCAAAGAGAUCCAAAAUGCAGCUGAGGAGCCCAGAGUGCUGUGCAUCAUUCAGGACAUCACCAGCGCAAAGACGGUCAACGAGAGGCUGACCCUGAAUCUGCCGGCUUCCACCACCCUCUCCAAACUCUAUGAUGAUGUUGCCCACAAAGCGGGAUAUGUGAAAGCCACUUUUGACCUUGCCUGGGGAAAUACGCAGGACAUGGCACCACUGGAUCACAGCAGUGAGAUGUCCCUCUCAGAUUUUGGGUUUGAGCCUGGCAAUAAGAGGAAUUUCCUCCAGCUCACGGACAAAGAUGGAGAGCAGCCCCAGAUUGCAUCGGAAGAGUCAGGAACUGCAGAUAGCAGCGGGCUGGAUGACAGUUCCCAGGAUCGAUUCAUCGGGCCCUUACCGAGAGACAGCACUGCAGGCUGCAGCGGAGACUACAGCAGCCCCUCUUACUCCUACUCCUCCAUCCUCAACAAAUCAGACACAGGUUACGUGGGCCUGGUCAACCAAGCUAUGACCUGCUAUUUGAACAGUCUUCUACAAACCCUGUACAUGACCCCCGAGUUCAGAAAUGCUCUCUACAACUGGGAGUUUGAGGAGAGUGAGGAGGAUCCAGUCACCAGUAUACCCCACCAGCUGCAGAGGCUGUUUAUUCUGCUGCAGACGAGUAAGAAACGAGCGAUCGAGACCACCGAUGUGACGCGGAGCUUCGGCUGGGACAGCAGCGAGGCUUGGCAGCAGCAUGACGUCCAGGAGCUGUGCAGGGUCAUGUUCGAUGCCCUGGAGCAAAAGUGGAAGCAGACCGAGCAGGCGGACCUGAUCAACCAGCUGUACCAGGGGAAGCUGAAGGAUUACGUGCGCUGUCUGGAGUGUGGCUAUGAGAGCUGGAGGAUUGAUACUUACCUGGACAUCCCUCUAGUGAUCCGACCCUUCGGAGCCAGCCAGGCCUACAGCAGUGUGGAAGAAGCUUUGCAUGCGUUCAUGCAACCAGAAACUCUUGACGGGCCCAACCAGUACUUCUGUGAACGGUGCAAAAAGAAAUGUGACGCCCGGAAGGGUCUGAGAUUUCUGCACUUCCCCUACCUGCUGACACUCCAGCUGAAGCGCUUUGACUUUGACUACACCACUAUGCACCGCAUUAAGCUGAAUGACCGCAUGGCUUUCCCCGAGGAGCUUGACAUGAGUCCAUUCAUCGAUGUGGAAGAUGAGAAGUCGCCUCAGACCGAGAGCUGCACUGACAGCGGAGCAGAGAAUGAAGGCAGUUGCCACAGCGACCAGAUGAGCAACGAUUUUUCCACAGAAGAUUGUGUAGACGAGGGCAUCUGCCUGGACAGCACCGGCAGCACGGAGAGGGUGCUGAAGCCAAAGAACACGCUGACCUUUGAGCUGUUCUCCGUCAUGGUCCACUCUGGGAGCGCUGCGGGUGGCCACUACUACGCCUGCAUCAAAUCCUUCACUGAUGGCCAGUGGUACAGUUUCAAUGAUCAGCACGUUAGCAAGAUCACUCUAGAUGAUAUCAGGAAGACAUAUGGGGGCUCCUCAGGGAGCAGAGGCUAUUACUCCAGUGCCUUUGCGAGUUCUACAAAUGCAUAUAUGCUGAUUUAUAGAUUGAAAGAUGCCUCAAAGAAUGCAAAGUAUUUCGAUGCGGAGGACUUCCCAGAGCACGUAAAGAGUUUGGUUCAGAAGGAGAAAGAAUCUGAAGAGCAAGAAAAGCGACAGAGGGAGAUCGAACGCAACACUUGCAAGAUAAAGCUUUUCUGCAUGCGUCCUGUGAAGACGAUGAUGGAGAGCAAGCUGGAAGUACACAAGGACAAAACUCUCAGAGAAGCAACAGAAAUGGCCUACAAGCUGAUGGAGCUGGAUGGAGCUGUGCCUCUGGACUGCUGCCGCCUGGUGAAGUACGACGAGUUCCACGAGUACCUGGAGCGCUCCUACGAAGGGGAGGAGGACACACCCAUGGGCAUGCUGCUCGGAGGAGUCAAGUCCUCGUAUAUGUUCGACCUGCUGCUGGAGAUCCGCAAACCAGAGCAAGUGUUCCAGCCUUACAAACCUGGAGAGGUGAUGGUGAAGGUUCACGUUGUGGAUCUGAAGACUGAGAGCAUCGCAACUCCAAUCAGUGUCCGGGCCUACUUGAACCAGUCGAUCACUGAAUUCAAACUGCUUAUUGCACAGGCUACCGGGCUAUCUGCAGAAGCCAUGCGUGUCGUCCUGGAGCGUUGCUAUAACGACCUUCGGCUCCUGUAUGUUCCAAACAAGACACUGAAAGCUGAAGGGUUUUUCAGGAGCAACAAGGUUUUUGUAGAGAGCUCCGAGUCGACGGAUCAUCAGGUUGCUUUCACUGACUCGCUCCUGUGGAAACUGUUGGAUCGUCACGGAAACACGAUCCGGCUCUUGGUCUCACUGCCUGAGCAGUCUCCUGGUACCUUGGCCAACAGGACUCCUUGUCAAAGAGAAGGAGCUGACUCUGAUGUACCCUUAGAGGGUUCAAAGGGUGACAGAAAAUCAGGAGAGGCGAUCCUGGAGGAGAGCACAGAUAAGUUAAAGAGUCUGUCUCUGCAGCCGCAGGGCUCCAGCACCAGCGACAGCCAGAAAAGCUCUGACUUUGAACAUAUCGAGUCCCCGAGCCAGGAGGCUGACUCAAACUCUUCGCUCUGUGUGGCUGCAGACAACAGGGAGCUAGAGAACCGGAUCAGGGCCGGGGGCAGCAGCGGCGCCUCCUCGGACCCCGACAACAACUUUGCCUCCGAGGAGCGCUCGGACUCUGAGGUGAACAACGACCGCAGCACCAGCUCGGUGGACAGCGACAUCCUGAGCUCCAGCCACAGCAGUGACACUCUGUGCAAUGCGGACAGCGGGCCCAUACAGCUGGCCAACGGCUUGGACUCUCACAGCAUCACAAGCAGCCGCCGCUCCAAAGCCCACGAGGGCAAGAAGGAGACCUGGGACACGGCUGAAGAAGACUCAGGGACGGACAGCGAGUACGACGACAACGGGAAGAUCAAGGCAGAGGCUCAGUACCUGUUCUUCAGAGCAGAGCCGUGUUCUCCGGAGGACGCCACGUCGGAUGCACAAAAAUGUGUAGUUGUUCACGUGGACAAGAGAAUAACAUUAGCAGCAUUCAAACAGAACAUGGAGCCCUACGUGGGAGUCGCCUCCACUCAGUUCAAGGUGUUCCGGGUGUACGCCAACAACCAGGAGUUCGAGAGUGUACGGCUCAAUGAAACACUCUCAUCGUUCUCUGACGAUAACAAGAUAACUAUUCGACUAGGGAGAGCACUGAAAAAGGGUGAAUACAGAGUGAAAGUGUAUCAGCUACUAGUGAAUGAAACGGAGCCGUGUAAGUUCCUGGUGGACACGGUGUUCGCCAAGGGCAUGACGGUCAGGCAGUCCAAAGAGGAGCUGCUCCCUCAGCUAAAAGAGCACUGCAAGCUCGACCUAAGCAUCGAGAGUGUCCGUCUCAGGAAAAAGACCUGGAAGAACCCAGGCACGGUGUUUCUGGACUACCACGUCUAUGAAGAGGACAUCAGCAUCUCCUCCAACUGGGAGGUCUUCCUGGAAGUUCUCAAUGAUCCGGAGAAGAUGAAGUCCAUGUCGCAGCUGGCGGUCCUGAGCCGGAGGUGGAGCCCCUCUACUAUGAAGCUGGGGCCUUUCCAGGAAGUUAUCCUAGAGAGCAGCAAUGUGGAAGAACUCAAGCAGAAGCUAAGUGAAUUAGGCGAUAUUCCUCUCCAGAACCUGGAGUUUGCAAAGGGUAGAGGAACAUUUCCCUGUGAUAUUUCCGUGUUGGAGAUCCAUCAGGAUCUGGACUGGAACCCCAAGGUGUCGACUCUCAACGUGUGGCCUCUGUACAUCUGUGACGACGGAGCUGUGGUCUUCUUCAGGCACAGCUCAGAGGAGCCGAUGGAGCUGUCGGACGAGGAGCGCAGUGAGCUGAUGAAGAAGGAGAGCAGCCGUCUGCUGAAGACCGGACACCGUGUCAGCUACUCGCCGCGCAAGGAGAAGGCCCUCAAGAUCUACCUGGACGGGGGCCCCCCCAAGGACUCGGGGCAGGACUGAGGAGUGAGCCGCGCUCCUCCUAUCAGGAUGUCCGGCUGCAGCAGCAGAGCCUCCAGGCUGCAGGACUGAGAGUCCGGCCUGAUACUUACUUGAACAUCAAGCAGCUUUGUGAGGCUAAUGAGCUCACACCCUCCACUCUGAGUCCCAGGACUGGUUCAGAAACCCUGUUGUGCACUAUAGUGUAUUGUACUGUGAAGUUUAAAGGGAAGUACAAAAGCUAUUGAAUACAGAUAAAGAAUCAAAUACUGUAAACCCAAAUCAAUUGAACGUGAAAGCUCCAGAGAUGUUAGGAUUGUGAAACUGAGCUAGAAAGCAUCCAUCGCGUCUAUUUCAGUCUCCUCUCACUCCUCCUCGUCACUGUGUUUCUCUUCCUGUUUCAGGAAUAGAGUUGAUUCUGAUUCAUCAGUGACCAUCUUGUAAGUCCAUAUGCUCACAUCCCCCGAGCUCUGCUCUUACAGAAAUUAUUCUUACAUGCAUCGCUCUCCUUCCUUCAAACAAUUAAAAACCAACAGCACACACAACCAAGAACUACUUAUCCAGCCUUCCUCCGUCUCACCUCUUCCGGUGAGGCAAACCUCACUCUCUCAGUGACUUUGACAACUUCUUUCACAAGAUUUGAAGAAUCAAAAAGCAACAAUUUAAGAAUUUGUAAUCCUGAGGUUGAUUCUGCUUCUAUAAAAGCCGGAGUAAUAUGUUGAUAUGGGUUUUCCUGACUGCUGCUCUUUGUGCUUUAUAGGACCUUUACCUCUCUUACACCACUUCCACUAGAUUGAGUGAUGCAUAGCGUAUUGGUACCUUUUAAUACAAAGUUCAAUGAAACGGAACCAAGACAACUAUGUUAACAAUCUCCUUGUCUAGUUUGUCUGUUGUAAAUUAUUAUUUAGCUCCAGGCGUUAUCAUUCAUUUAAGUGUCAUGAGGCACCGGGCACACAUCUGUUGUCUGUAUUAACCUUUAAUUAACAAAGUGGAUUUCUGUUUUUGUUUUCAUCAUUUGAACUGGGUGUACAUCUCUACUGUGUGUGAGGGAGCUCUCUGUGGGGUUUGACAGAGUGUGAGGUUGUUCUUGGCGCUUCUACCUGCUGCUGCUGCUGCUCUAUAGACUGACACCAGAGGGUGCAGAAAGCCGGACUGAAGCUCGGCAUCGCGGCCUGAUGCUCCUGAUGCUGCCACCAGCUAUUCACUGUAGAAAUGCCAAUAACUUUUUUUUUUGUGUUUUUCUUGAGAUUUAAAUCCUGUGUGAAAAUAGUUUAAGAUGAUUUUAGAAAUGAAUUGAAAAGAUUUUUUUUUCCAUAACUGCAGUUUUCUGUAACUGUAAAUUAAAAAUGGCUCAAUUUAA
Messenger RNA from Gymnodraco acuticeps, 5413 nucleotides. RefSeq names its product ubiquitin specific peptidase 47 (gene usp47). Gene Ontology annotation, molecular function: cysteine-type deubiquitinase activity; cysteine-type endopeptidase activity. The transcript has 28 exons. Bases 1 to 4077 code for a protein of 1358 amino acids. Gene Ontology annotation, biological process: protein deubiquitination. Lineage: Eukaryota; Metazoa; Chordata; Actinopteri; Perciformes; Bathydraconidae. The record is from RefSeq and is a predicted model, not a curated record. Gene Ontology annotation, cellular component: nucleus; cytosol.